Molecule: messenger RNA, 831 nt
Organism: Parnassius apollo (apollo)
Lineage: Eukaryota; Metazoa; Arthropoda; Insecta; Lepidoptera; Papilionidae
Source: the annotation of a GenBank genome assembly
AUGCAUCGUCUUUUUACUGAGCUGGAGCCAUCUAUUACUGUCACCGAGCAAAACCUGGCAGACCGAGUUCGGUACAUCCUACGCUCAAAUAUAUUUGAUGGCGCCGAACUCGAACGGCUACGACGUGAGGCUGUUCCCUCAUCAAAUGAAAACGCUACGGCUGAGGGUGCGGUGCCACAAGUUGCAGAACAACCCGCACACGUGGAUGCCGCCGAGAAUACCCCAGUUGUGGUUGCCGAUUCAAAUGAUGAUGGAACAUUCACCCAGGAACUAGAAAUAGAGCAAAUGAGGAGCACAUUGGAAGAGGCGAUUAUGGAAACGCGCAGUACGCCUCUCGAAAAUCGACCGCGACUUCCCCGCAUAGCCCUAAGCAAGCGGAAUCGGGCUGUCGUGAGGGCUCUUAACCCAAUGCUGGUGACCUAUUUGGAAGCCAGCCGGGACCUUUGCGAGACGGACUCAAUUCUCUUUGGCGCCGCACUGGCAGUCUGCCGUAUUAUAGGCGCCAAACUUUCCAAGGCUGGACGCGCUACUGGACAAAGUAGUGCUAUCCCAGCCUGGAGAACAAGAAUCGAGGAACGUAUCGCAAAGGCUAGGGCCCUCAUCGGCAGACUGAUAAGCUUCAGGUCGGGCAAUACCAGGCCGAGGAUUGUACGCACCGUUAGGAUGGCGUUUGCUGGGACAAAUGUUAGUUUGUCCCAGCCGGAUAUCACGCAAAAACUGACGGAGCGCAUAGACGACCUGAAGCAAAAAAUCGCUGCUUGGGGGAAAGCGAAUUCGGCGAUAUACCGAGAGGUCGAGGCGGUUCAACCAGAAUCGUCUCUUCCAGAGUGA